GUGUCAAUAAAAAUGUUUUAAAUUAUAUUUCCUUUGGGGAAAUGUGCGAGUCUCGGUGUGUGCGAGAGUAUGAGUGUGUGUGUGUGCGAGACAAGUGAAAUUUUCUUUGUUUCCCUUUGCGGGGGAGGAAAAAGAGUCAAGAAAUGAAGUUGCCUUGAAACAAAAAGAAAAAAACCGCCCCCCUUAGCCCCCAAAAAAAUUGUAUAUGUAUGCGGUUGUGUCUGACUCGUUGUCUGCUCGUUGAAGUAUGUGUGUGUGUGUGGCAAUGAACGUUGAGCAACAACAAUAAUUGUAUAUUUUGUUGGAAUUUUUGCCUUAUUUAUUAAAUAUGUACACACGCUGUUUGCUUGCUUUUUCACUUAUAAAAAAGAAGCAAAACGCAAAAAUAUUUAAAUAUUAAAUGUCUGAAGUGUCUUCUGUAGAGUAAAGCUAUGAAAAUGUGCGGCCGAAAAAUGAAAAGCAACAAAAACAGCGGCUGUAAGGCUGCUGGACAGGUUUCCCACGGCUAAAACAACAACUACAACUAUUAAAAGAAAAAGGAGCAACAAGACGAAGCCGAUGAAGAAGAAGCAGCAGCAAUGCGUGAAACGCGAAAGCAAAGUGAAAUUCAUGACAACAACAACAGCAACAAGAGCGUAGCGGCUAACAGAAACCGUUAUUCAACAAUUUCUUGAAUAAAAAAAAUCAUACAAGUGAAAGAAGGCACAAAAAUACUGGUUUACACAAAAAAAAUAUAUAUAAAAAGAAAGAAAGAAAGCAAAGAAAAGAAAAGAGAGAAAAAGUUGCAGCACGAGAAAUUUGUACGUAUAUCGUGUCUCUCGCUCUCUACAUAUGUGUCUCUGUGUGUGUGUGAGUGAAGUAAAGUGAAAAGCAAUGCUGAAAGGAAUUACAACAAAAACAACAGCAGAAGCAGCGCCGAGUUUACAUUAAAUAUAACAGUAAACGGAUUUAAGGGCCACGCGUGGGAGGUAACCACAAAGAAAGGAAACAUUUAAUAUUGGAGCAUCUCAAGACCACCACCAUGGAACCCAACAGACAUCACGAAUAUCAGACGCAUCAUCAGCCGCAUCAUCCCUCGAUGCAGCAGCAGCACCAUUCAACGCAUCCACAUCACUCGCAAGCCACGCACCACCAGCAGCCAAUCCACCAACACCACCCGCCACCACCGCCACCUCCACUGCAACAGCAGCAACAAGCAAUCCACCAGCAGCAUCCACAUCACUACCAGCAGCAGCAGCAACUGCAUCACCAUCCCACCAGCUCCACAUCGGUGGGGAGUUCCUCCUCCGCCGGCAGCUAUGGCAAUCAUCACCAUGCAGAGGAUCAACGAUCCCGGACGGCAAUGUACAUGAACAGGAGCACACAGCCGGGUCAACCUGGCCUGCCGCCUCAUCCUGGUCCCCAGGGACCAGGAUCUACGACGCCCAGCGGCAGUGAUCCUCACCUGCAGUACUACACCUCAAACCAAAAUUUGACGGUGAAAAAGAUGCCCGAUCCGCAUCCCAGCUGGAGUUACAAGAGCCAGGCUGUGCCGGCUCCUGCGCCGGCGCCAGGUCUGCGACAUCAUGGGAAUCCUGCCAUUUAUGCAACGGGUAGCUCGGCCUACUGGCCGCCAGCCGAUGAGCAGCUGCAUCAUCACCAGCAACCGGCUAGAUACUCGUAUGGGAAGCCACCUGCAGGAGGGUCUAGCGUGGUUUCGGGAUCCAGAGCGAUUCCAGGACCUAUGCCAGGACCAAACAGCCAGCGAUAUUAUAGUGAGGACAUCAAGUACUCCAGUGUACCUGCCGCAACCAAGGUGCUUACCUAUGCACCGCCCGCCGCUAGUUCCUCUGCAAUACCCACCGCCAGCUCGGCCUCCUCCAGCUCCAAUUCCUCAUCCGUCCGCCACUAUGAAAUGGAGCACGUUGUGAAUCCUAGUAAUCCCAGCAAUGAGCACCAGCAACCGAGUCCAAACUAUGCAAGGAAGUGUCCGCCCCACUAUGAGACACCGCCGGAGCAGAGGAGUGCCGGAGCAACGCCUACGUCGACGGGAACGCCGCCAGCAACCGCUUCCACGUCCUCUCAUCACCAGAGUCUGUACAUGCCGAUGCCGACAUUUAGUACGGAAAAGUUCCAAACCACCGUGCACAAUGCCAUUGAGAAGUAUGUAAGAGAAGCCCCAGGACCCAGCCUGGAGUAUCCUAGAGGAGGAGCGCCCACCUUUGGACGUCCUGCUGGGUCCUACUACAGCCAGCAGCCCGUGAAGAGCUCCAAGCCGACGGCACCGCCACCAGCAACCACGAGUUAUGUGAAAUUGGAACCAGAACAUGCUUCCCUCGGUGGCGGUAGUUUGCCGCAGCCCACAAGAUCCUCGCUCUAUCACAAUCCCUAUAAUGUAGAGAGCCGCGAAAGGGAUUCAUCGCCGGCAAUGCUGGCCACUGUGCCUGCGCCUCAUGGUUAUCCCACAAAGUACGGCAAGCUGAUCCAGCAGCAGCAGCAUGGAGCUGGAGUGGGAACGAGUAGCAGCUCAACGCCUUAUACAAGUUACUACCACCAAGGGACGCCGUCGCCAGCAGCUGGAGCGGUGGCCUCGCCCACGCCAGCGCCACCAGCGCCAGCACCACCACCGGCUGGAGCUCCUGGAACGAUACUAGGUCCAGGAGCCAACAGCCACCAACAGCUACAACAUCAACAGCCCGCCCCAUCCUCAUCCUCGUCAUCCUCCUCCAACAGUGCUAACUACUCCACCCUGCAGGUGUAUCCUCACGGACCGGAUAUUUGCUACCACCAGCCGGGAAGUCAAUCACAAACCCAAAGCCAUCCCGCCUCUAAUCCUGCCAAGAAAGCACCAACUGCAGCCAAGCCCAACUAUCGAGCGUUGAUCAACGAUAUGUUGAAGCGAAACACGGCCAGUGAGCAGGAAUUGAAUUUGCAGAUCAUCAAGAAGACUCUGAAUAUGGAGGCGCCAUUGAGGAAUCAUUCAGCGCCUUCGAGUAGAGUAAUCCAGCAACCACCGGCCACACCUCCUGCAGCUGUUGUUCCCAAUUCCCAACCAGUUACCUCAGCUCCACCGCCGCCAUCAGCCCUGCAUUCGCCACUGGAUUUAUCCAUGCGAACGGUGAAGCAAACGGCGGACUCCACCGAGUACACGUAUCACCAGAGACCGAGUACGACGGAUCAUAAGGUACCAAUCGGCGGGGGACUAGGACUCCCCAGGUUCGAUAUAACGCCCAAUUUCUCGGCGGCCACUAGGACUGGAGGAGGCGCAUCCACAGCGGUGAUAAGACAAGCGCCAGCUCCUGCUCUUCCUUCCACGGUAUCAUCAGUUCCUCCUCAUCCUGCGCCUGUGCCAGUAGCUGCUCCCGCUUUGGUGAUCAAAACACUGCAACAAAUGCGUCCCAGUGUUUUGGAAACGAAUCCAUAUGCCAAGCGACAGCCGCCGGAGACAAGUAUUGUGCAGGUGAAGAAGCCACCAGCAGCGGAGCUACUACUGCCCACACCCUCACCCAGUCCCCACAACAGCAGUAAUCCCAACUAUUUGGGCAGGAAGAGGCAUCUUCAAGAGUACAAUCAAGCGGCGGCCAAGCAGGCGAGACUGGAGGCAGAAUCUCUGGGAUCUGCACCUCUCAUCUCUACUGCUGCUGCUUCCACUUCGGUGGUUGUGGUGGCACCAGUACCUGUGAUUGCUGUUAACGAACAGGCGCUGGCCGCCAAGCGGGAACGGGAAAAGCAACCAGAAUCAUCUUCCUCCACAACUGUGAAUCCCCUGCCCAAGAUGGAACCCCGAAUACGCACCAAGGCGGAGCUCAAGGGUUUCACAUUUACACCGCCGCCUGUUUUGGUCACCUCCACAACGACCAGUAAUGCCUGUAGGACAGCUUCACCGCCAAGGACACCACCUAACCACCAGAUAACCAAUCACAUACAAAUCAAGCUAGAACCGGCGCCGGCGCCUGUGCCAAAAGCUGCGGACUUGGGUCUGGAAGAUGAGGUUGGUGGCAAUUUAGGUAACCUACUGGACUGGGGCAGUACCUGCAAUAAUCUCGUGGAGCAACUGCUCACCAAAGUGGUGGUGACAGUGCCUACCACUAGUAUCAAAUUGGAGAUUAGUGAGGAUGAUUUGCCAGUGGCACGCAUUCUCAAACGUCAACCUGAACCCGUUCCAGCUGUGGCAGAAGCCGAGAUGUCGGCCACAACCCAACUGACCACUACAACUAAUGGUGUCUCGUCCUCCUUGGGUAAUGGCAGUGCCCAAAAGAAGCUGAGCAAGGUGGAGCGAGAGAAGAAGCGUUUGCAGCAGGAGCAAAGAAUAGCAGCUCGUUUGGCUCCGAAGCAGGGUCAAAGCAGCUCCUCGGAAAGCGAUACCACAGAGCUACACAAGAGGAAUACAGCCAGGCAGAAGAAACCUUUGCUAAGGAAGGGAAGAACCCGACAGAGAUCACCCGAGGCAGAAGCACCCAGUAGCGACGACGACGAGGACAACAAGGACCAACAGCAGCAGAAGAAGAAGGUCAAACAACACCUAAGUCGCAGCCAGGCCUCCAGCGAGGAGAUUAAAACCAAAGCAGCCAGCAGCACCACCAAGAAGGAUAUUAAAAAAGAGGUCAAGACUACCAAUAACAAGGCCAACAAUAACACCUCAAUGGCCAAGACCAACAAGAAGAACAUAGAAGCCUCCUCGGGUCAGCAAACCAAGGCCAAAGUUGAGGAGAACCAAGAGAGCAGUUCAUCAGAAAGUCAUGAAGAAGAUGAGGAAGAAGAUGAAGACGAGGAGGAUGAUGAGGAGGAGGAAGAGGAGGAGGCAGAAGAAGACGAAGAGGAAGAAAAGGAGGACAAGAAAAAGGAAAAACCACGUGUGGGUCGUCGUCCUGGUCACACCCUCAACAAGCGCAUUGCCCACAAACUCAACACCAUGACACGCUCCAAGCAUCGCAAGGAACUUGAACUCCAGUUGGCCAAUAGCAAAGUCCUCCGCAAUGACAAGAUCAUACGUAAUUCCACCACAAAAAUCAAAAGGAAAUAUGUACGCAAAGUGGUGGACAGCAAAAAGGACUUGAUGAUGGUCACUCGCCUGAGAAACAAACGCGGUUUAAACUCUGAACACCUGGGUCUAAACGGCAGGAAUGCCAAACUGAAACCCAACAGCAAGGGUAAUCCUGGCAAGCCGGCCAAAACCUCGCCACAACAGCAAUUGUACCUGGAGGAGUAUCGCUACAAGUUGGCCCUGAAAAUCCCCCAUCGCCUGAUCUCCAUCAAUAAACUCAACAAAGUGGCUGCCUCGCUGCCAGAUCUAGAGCGACGUGAUCUUGGCCAGGAAUUGGCAUGUUUUAAGAGGAAUAAACCCAAGACCAAGGCAGCCAGCAAGCAGAUUGAAUCCUCCAGUCAGCCCAAGUCCAUAAUCGAUGUACUUCAUUUGAGGGUGACCAACGGUAGUAGUACUCCUCGGAAGACCUCUGUUUCGGCUCCAGCCUCCACGAAUCUUCAAAUCCACAGCGAAACAUCACAAACCUCCGCCUCAACGUCGCUCUAUGAGCAUCCCCAGCAGCAACAACAGCAGCAGGAUACUGGAAACGGGGAUAAUCCAUCUCUGGAUGAUCCCAGCCGCAGGCACUUUAGUAUCUUUGAUACAAAAGUCCUGCAGAGUAAGACCCGUACAGAAUCCAAGUUGCAGCAGCGUCGUGAGAUAAUUCGUGAGAUUUUUGUGGGUCCCGAGCGGCCAGCUUCAGCGCCGCCAGAAUGCGCCCAGAAUGAGGCAGCAGGAGAUGGUGACGAUGAUGCCAUUAGCUACCAGAAAUACGAAGAGUUUCUGCAGCAAAUGAAUAGCAUUGUGAGUGCCAAUGACAACAAGCUGGCCAGGAGAUCCCUAAUGGAGGAUCAUGCAUCCAUCACAGCUCCACAGUGUCCUCACAAGAGGAAGUAUAUGCGUAGGAAGGGCAGCUCGGGCUUUGAUUAUAUAAGGAAAAAGAAGCGACCAGCUCAGAGUAAUAAUAAUCACAGCCAGCAGAACCACAGUCAAGGCCAGAACCAAACCUCAACCAGCCAACUUACUCAGCAUCUUCUCGAGCAUAAUCAAAGUGCAGCGGAUGAGAGACUGGAUGAUACGGAUAGCACCAUUGCCGGUAGUAGCUCCCACUUGCCUUUAAAGAUCAAAACGGAGAUGGAUGUGUGCCGGGAAAUCCAGAAAUGGGUGCUCAACAAGGGUGUGGGUCAGAGUACCAUGCACAAGGCCGCUCGUCAGGGUUUGAUUGAUGUGGUUGUCUACUGCUUGGAUCGCAUGAAUAUGAAUCCGGAUCAAAAGGAUAAUGCUGGUUACACACCGCUCCACGAGGCCUGCACUCAGGGUUGGCUGGAGAUUGCCCGGAUCCUGCUCCAGUUUGGUGCGAAUCACUCGGAAGCCGCGCAAUCGGGUAUAAGGCCACUGCACGGAGCCAUCGAGAAUGAUCAUGAGGAGGUGGUGCGUCUAUUGCUCUCCUAUGGCGCUGAUCCGUUGCUGGCAACGUACUCAGGUCAAACCCCGCUAAUGUUAGCUUCAAGCAAGUUAAUGCGAGGCAUUCUGCGUGCUCAUCUCAGCGAUGCACAAAGUGCCGCCGCUGACAUCAAGCCGAUGCGUUUCCAUGGGCCUUGGGAGAUCUUUGAUGCUAAGGAGUAUGGUUAUGAUAUAUUCGAUAAUGUACCGAACACAGCUUGUGAUAUGAGCAGAGCUCUACGUAGAGAAAGGAAGGAAAAGGCCAAGAACCAAGAGCAGGCGCAGAGGAUGAGCACCAGUCAGAGUAACUCGCCAAAUGUCAAUGGCUUAUUACCAACCAAAAAGGAAGAGCAGGACCAUGAACCAAAUGGCCUAACGAUCAAGCAAAAUGGAGAGACCACGGGAAGUGCAACAAAAACCACAACAACAACAACGACAAUGCUGGUUAAAUUGGAGCCAGGAAUCGAGGAAGAUAGCAAUAACAAUAAGAACAACGACGAGCUGAAUGCUGGAAAUGUUGAAAAUAAUUUAGUAACAAGCGUUGUGAAUGUCAAGAAUGAAGUGAAAAAGGAGCUGCUUGUGGAUGCUGAAAUGGUAGCGGAAACGGAAGCGAAUAGGAAUAGGAGUAGAAGUAGGCUAGACGACGAUCAGACGACGGACAUCGAGACAAUGGAUAAUGAAUUGAAUGGUGAUAUUUUUGAAUUUGAAGAGGCCGAUGUGCCAUUGCCACCACUGUACUUGCUCAAAGACGAGGGCAGUGAUAAAUGGGUAUUACUCAAUGAUUUGUGCAAUUUACUUAAAGUUAAAUCCAAGGAUACGUUGCUCAACAAGCUCUGUCCAAACAACAACAACAAUGCACUGGCGGUCAGCAGUCAGAAGCAUCUGCUCCGGGAAUUCAAAAUCGACGAUUUCCUGGAGAAGGCAACCUGCCUGCAGCUACUGUGUGCGGGCGAAAAGCUGAACAUGUUCAGCUCCUCGAAGGUUGUGCUCAUCAAAUACAACGACAGUGUACGGAACUUGUUGGGCGUCAAGUCCAUUUUAAUGAAAUUUUAACCGAGAUACGGAACAGGAGGAGAGAAAUGGGAGAAGGAGACCUUAGACAAAUGAUGAACAGAUGAAAAAUAGAUUGUAAAGUGCAAAGUAUGUUGGAGAAAACUAUUAGUACGAAUAUAAUUAUAGAUUUAUAUAUUACUAUACAUACAUAUAUGUAUAUUUUAGCUAGUAACUAGAUUUUACUCACCCCUCCCCUUAACCCUCAAGCCCCUCCCUGCCGUCUUUGUCUUUGGAAGAUAAAGUCGUUUUUUAAAAGGAAAAUUAAAUCUAGAGCUAAGUGAGCAAAGUGAUACAAGGUGCUAUACACACUCAAAACGAAGAAAAACGAAGAAACGGAAAUGAAUGGGGAAAUUUUAAAGAGAGAGAGAGAAUAUUGAGAAAAUCUGGAAUCUUUUCGAGAGAUUGGCUGCAACAAUUAAAUGCAAUUAAAACGUAGAACAAACGGAAGCGGAAGCGGAAGCAGUAGAAACGGAACAGAAAAUGUAUGCCAGCCAAGCAGCUAAAUAAAUCGAUUUAUAUAUAUACAUUUAGAUAUACAUAUAUCUAGGGAUAAAGUGUAAUCUAUGGUUUUUAAAAAAACAAAGCAAAACAAAUAGCAAAAAGUAUAAACUAAAUAAUAAUUAUUAUCGUAAUAAUAUUAAAUAAAGCGGCAAGCAACAAAGGCGUAUUUA
This is a messenger RNA of Drosophila kikkawai, 8169 nucleotides long. The record is from RefSeq and is a predicted model, not a curated record. NCBI's taxonomy places the organism in Eukaryota, Metazoa, Arthropoda, Insecta, Diptera, Drosophilidae.